Messenger RNA from Ostrea edulis (European flat oyster), 2004 nucleotides. Its product is annotated as 4-hydroxybenzoate polyprenyltransferase, mitochondrial-like. Gene Ontology annotation, cellular component: mitochondrial inner membrane. The coding region runs from base 281 to 1606 and encodes 441 amino acids. The transcript has 7 exons. Gene Ontology annotation, biological process: ubiquinone biosynthetic process. NCBI's taxonomy places the organism in Eukaryota, Metazoa, Mollusca, Bivalvia, Ostreida, Ostreidae. The record is from RefSeq and is a predicted model, not a curated record.
AAACUUCUGUACCACCAUUCCGGAAACAAAUGACUGUUCAAAACUGUUAAAAAAUAAUACAUGUGCAUCAACAUGUGCUAGUAGCAGUAUGAGAGACAUUCUGACAGUCCGUUUGCAUUGAACAUAUGCAAAAAUCUAAACUAGGUAAAUGACCUUAUACAACAUCCAUACGGCAAGUUCAACCUCAGAAUUAAUCCUCGUGAAGUAAACAGUGGACUGGGUGCACCAUCUCAUGUGAAGGAAAAAGUUCCUGAUUUGUAAUUUUUAGUUAGGAAUUUCAAUGCAAGGGAAUUCGAGAAUGCUGAAUAUAGCAAAAAUGCAGAGAUUGCAAUGGAAUUCAUUAUGCUCCAAACAAUUGCCCAUAGCACUAGCAAAUUUCAGUCAUCUCCAAAGUGUUCAUGUUGGACUCCUCGAGAAUAAGUUCAACAAUAGCAAGUUGCACUGUAGAAGAUACAGACAUGUCAUGCCAUCCAUGUUGAAAAAUCAGAACAGGACAUGUUGUGAAAAUCUGACUGAAAAAUCAGUGUGUGUAGCCCUGCCAACAGACAAAGUUUUGUGGAGACAGUGCUGUGAGUUUCAUGCGAUGAAUUUGAAUUCACGUGGAGAGAAAGCAUCAAUAGGAAACACUCAUUGCUUAAAGAAUGUGAUAAAUAUCCAGAGGAGACAUUUCAACCUUUCUCCACAGGGAAUAUUGACAGCUUCGCCUUCAGGACUUCAACCCUACUUGAGACUGAUACGAUUUGACAAACCUAUUGGAACAUGGUUAUUAUUUUGGCCCUGUACAUGGAGUAUUGCCCUGGCCACAGCUCCUGGCAGCCUUCCAAGUCUGUGGCUACUAGGUCUAUUUGGCGCUGGCUCGUUUUUCAUGAGGGGGGCGGGCUGUAUCAUCAAUGACAUGUGGGACAAGGACUAUGACAGAAGAGUGGAGAGGACAAAGUUACGCCCCUUGGCCUCUGGGGAGUUAACACAGUUUCAGGGUCUGAUGUGUUUAGCUAGCAUGUUGUCGGUUUCCCUGGGAAUACUGUUACAGCUCAACUGGUACAGUGUGGUCCUUGGUGCAGCAUCAAUGGGACUGGUGAUCACAUAUCCUCUUGCCAAAAGAUACACAUUCUGGCCACAGGCAUUACUAGGACUGACCUUUAACUACGGAGCUCUGCUUGGCUGGUCGGCUGUCACAGGUUCAGUAGACCCUCUCUCUGUCCUUCCUCUGUAUCUUAGUGGCUUUUGUUGGACCAUGGUUUAUGACACCGUAUAUGCCCAUCAAGAUAAGUAUGACGACAUGCUGAUAGGAGUGAAGUCCACGGCUCUGAAGUUUGGGGAUCAGACCAAGGUGUGGUUGACCGGGUUUGGGACAGCUAUGGUGUCUCUGCUGGCUCUCAGUGGGAAGAUGUGUGACCAGACCUGGCCCUAUUAUACAGCAGUCUCACUGACAGCAGCUCAUAUAGCACAUCAGUUGUAUACAGUAGACUUGGAUAAUCCUGAUGACUGUGCUAGAAAAUUUCGCUCCAACACCCAACUUGGUUUUGUGAUGUUCCUGGGAAUUGUUUUAGGAACUCUUCUGAAGAAGGAGGAAGGAACUUCAAAUAAGACCCUUGAAGAAAACUGAUGUGUUCAGUAACUACGAAUUUUAUCUAUACUUCCGUAUCAAAUUAAAGAAUGACUGAAGUUUUUUUUAUUACAAGCUGUUAUUGCUAUCUUUGAUUUACAUGUAUAUAAUAACUUUAUAUACAUGUGUACAUGUAUGAGCUACAAUUUAACUCGCUUCAUGAAUUAUGUUGGCAUAAAGUAUCACAGUUCAUGCCCUCAAGGAUUUUCAAAAAUGAAAUUUGUUUUAAAGUAUAUAGUUAGUUAAAUACUUCAUUUGUAUGUUUGUGCUUGUGAACUUUGUAGAUUAUCAUUUGUUUCCUUUGCAGUUGUCACAUUAUUUUGAAUAGUCUGAUUUAUAUUUCACUAUCGAAAGUGCCAUCUGCAUAACAACUUAUUAUUAAAAGUAUGAUGAAUGUU